Messenger RNA from Knipowitschia caucasica, 888 nucleotides. NCBI's taxonomy places the organism in Eukaryota, Metazoa, Chordata, Actinopteri, Gobiiformes, Gobiidae. The record is from the annotation of a GenBank genome assembly.
AUGUUACCGCUGUCCAUUAAAGACGACGAGUACAAACCAGCCAAGUUCAGCCUCCUGCUCACGCUCUCAGGAUGGUGCAGGUCCAUCCUGGCAGACAAGACCUCCAGGAAUCUGUUCUUUUUCCUCUGUCUCAACCUUUCCUUCGCCUUCGUGGAGCUGGCGUACGGGCUGUGGAGCAACAGUUUAGGUCUGAUCUCCGACUCCUUCCACAUGUUCUUCGACUGCACGGCGCUGCUGGCAGGACUCGCUGCUUCAGUGAUCUCACGAUGGAGGUCCAACGACAGCUUCUCCUACGGGUAUGUGAGAGCAGAGGUCCUCGCCGGCUUCGUCAACGGCCUCUUCCUCAUCUUCACCGCGUUCUUCAUCUUCUCUGAAGGAGUCGAGAGAGCACUGGAGCCUCCUGACGUGCACCAUGACCGACUGCUGCCUGUGUCCAUCGCUGGUCUCAUGGUGAAUCUGGUCGGAAUCUUUGUGUUUCAACAUGGGGGCCACGGACACUCACACGGGGACGGAGGUCACGGUCACAGUCACUCUCUCUUCAACGGAAGCGUCAGCCCUUCCCCCACAGAGAAGCCAUCCCACGGGGGACACGGACACUCCCAUGAUGGACACGGGGGACACGGACACUCCCAUGAUGGACACGGACACUCCCAUGACCACCAUGAGAAGCCUGGACACUCACACGAUGACCACCAGUGCCACGAACCUCUGACACCAGCGAAAGGCCCCAGCAAACAGAUUCUACAAGGCGUCCUGCUCCACGUGGUGGCAGACACUCUGGGCAGUAUCGGCGUCAUCAUCUCAGCGAUCCUGAUGCAGACGUACGACCUGAUGAUCGCCGACCCCGUCUGCUCCAUGCUCAUCGCUCUGCUCAUCGGGGUCAGGUAA